AUGCGGAUGAUGCCAAAGACAGAAGGGGACAACUAUUCUAUGGGUCUGAGGGGUCUUGAUGCUGUUAUCUUGGAACAGGGCGUUAUCAACGGCACGGGGCUCCUUGCCCUGAAAGCCAAUCAUAGCACGGAGAUCGGCGGAGCCGAUGUUGGUGCUGUCAAGACGCAGCAGUCUACGAACAGAUCAGAAGUUCACAGCCUCCGCACAUCCAAAGGUCUAGCAACUUAUACUGCGCAUUCGUACAAUUUACUGCAGAGCAUCAAGAGCUUGCGAAAAGGUUUUUUACAUGCCCGGUUAGAUAUCACGCUGAAGCGGCUAAGCCUGGAAAGUUGA
Molecule: messenger RNA, 333 nt
Organism: Colletotrichum siamense
Lineage: Eukaryota; Fungi; Ascomycota; Sordariomycetes; Glomerellales; Glomerellaceae
Exons: 2
Coding region: 1-333 (110 amino acids)
Source: RefSeq, a predicted model, not a curated record